GUGCGGGCGCGAUGGGGCUGAGGGCGGGUGUAGAUGAGUAGCGGCGGCGUGUGGGCGUGCGAGCCCAGCGGUUUGGCCCUAGAGCUCGGGUCCCGGGGUCUUCGGGAGGGCCAGGGGGCGCGGAGUGCUUAGAAUCGCUGCCUGCUGCCACCACCUGGCAUGUCGGCCGAAGCCUCGGGCCCGGCGGCGGCCGAGGCCCCGUCCCUGGAAGUUCCUAAACCCUCGGGUCUCGAGCCUGGCGUCGCCGCCUACGGUCUCAAGCCGCUGACGCCGAACAGCAAGUACGUGAAGCUGAACGUGGGCGGCUCGCUGCACUACACCACGCUGCGCACCCUCACGGGGCAGGACACCUUGCUCAAGGCCAUGUUCAGCGGCCGCGCGGAGGUGCUCACGGACGCCGGAGGUUGGGUGCUGAUUGACCGGAGCGGCCGCCACUUUGGUACAAUCCUCAACUACCUGCGGGACGGGUCCGUGCCACUGCCUGAGAGUACCAGAGAACUGGGGGAGCUACUAGGCGAAGCACGCUACUACCUGGUACAGGGCCUGAUUGAGGACUGCCAGCUGGCACUGCAGCAAAAAAGGCAGAACCUGUCCCCGCUGUGCCUCAUCCCCACGGUGACAUCUCCCCGAGAGGAGCAGCAGCUCCUGGCCAGCACCUCCAAGCCCGUGGUGAAGCUCCUGCACAACCGCAGUAACAACAAGUACUCCUACACCAGCACUUCAGAUGACAACCUACUUAAGAACAUCGAGCUGUUUGACAAACUGGCCCUGCGCUUCCACGGGCGACUGCUUUUCCUCAAGGAUGUACUGGGGGAUGAGAUCUGCUGCUGGUCUUUCUACGGGCAGGGACGCAAAAUCGCCGAGGUGUGCUGUACCUCCAUUGUCUAUGCCACAGAGAAGAAACAGACCAAGGUGGAAUUCCCAGAGGCCCGGAUCUUUGAAGAGACCUUGAACAUCCUGAUCUACGAGACUCCUCGGGGUCCAGACCCAGCCCUCCUGGAGGCCACAGGGGGUGCAGCUGGAGGUGGCGGGGCAGGCCGAGGGGAGGAUGAAGAGAACCGAGAGCACCGUGUCCGCAGGAUCCAUGUCCGGCGCCACAUCACCCAUGAUGAGCGUCCUCAUGGCCAACAGAUUGUCUUCAAGGACUGACCUUUGACCUUUCUUCCUGUUUUCCUCCUCCCACUGGGACCCAGUCCCUCUCUAGCUUUUCCUCCCCUUCCCAGACUUUUGCCCCGGCUUUGCUGGCCAAGUCGUGGGUCUUCCUUCUGUCCCUUCACUGCAUGGUACAGUUCACUUUGGCCCUUUUCCAUUCAUUCCCACCUCAUUGCUAACAACACAGUACAUUCCAGCCCCUCCCCUCAGUCAGAGCCCUUCAGAAGGCCUACAUUCAUUUCCUUAUCCCCAUCCUGGUCCUGCUACCUUCCCUCACCAGCUAGUUUAGAAUGAUUUAGAAUUCCCUUUCUCUUUUUUUUAGUACAUUGUACAUGGCAAAGUGUCAAGCCAGCCCUUAAUAACACCCACCACAUUCUGAGCCGCCUCCUUACCAUUGUGCAGGGUAGUUUGCCUGCCUCUUCCUUCCCCCACCAUUCUCCCUACCUCCUUAACUUUCUACUAGGCUGACCUGGGCCUGCACCAGCUCAGCCAUCUUCUCAAUCUGUUUCAUAUUAUUUAUUUUAAUUUUCUAUUAAAUUAUUGGAAUAAAGUUGAAUUGAG
Molecule: messenger RNA, 1713 nt
Organism: Diceros bicornis minor
Lineage: Eukaryota; Metazoa; Chordata; Mammalia; Perissodactyla; Rhinocerotidae
Gene: KCTD13
Product: potassium channel tetramerization domain containing 13
Exons: 6
Coding region: 160-1149 (329 amino acids)
Biological process (GO): protein ubiquitination; proteasome-mediated ubiquitin-dependent protein catabolic process; protein homooligomerization
Cellular component (GO): Cul3-RING ubiquitin ligase complex
Molecular function (GO): ubiquitin-protein transferase activity; protein binding
Source: RefSeq, a predicted model, not a curated record